CCACGCCGGUCUGGAGGAGAGGAGCAGGAGCACAGCCGUGAACCAGUCAAUUUCCGCCGGUACUGCCUCUGACAAGGCUUUUCCCUCUUUGGUUUCUUUUCUGAUUGAAUCCCAAAUCUGCACGCCCAUUACUGAGAGUGGCGUUUUCUUGCUGAUCAGGCCACUUUUUACCUCAUUCUUCGAAGAUUUCUACUCGAUUGAUUGCUCAGAAACGAGAUAGGGAUCAAGAAAGAAAUUGAUCGACCACAACAAAAAUGAAUGGCACAGAGGGUAACAAUUUCUAUGUACCGUUUUCCAACCGAACGGGGUUGGUACGUAGCCCUUUUGAGUAUCCCCAAUACUACCUGGCGGCACCCUGGAAGUUCUCCACGCUGUGCGCCUACAUGUUCCUGCUCAUCAUGCUGGGCUUCCCCAUCAACGGCCUGACGCUCUUGGUCACCUUCAAGCACAAGAAGCUCCGGCAGCCCCUCAACUUCAUCCUGGUCAACCUGGCAGUGGCUGGGCUUUUCAUGGUGUGCUUUGGCUUCACCAUCACCUUCUACUCAGCCAUGAACGGCUACUUCGUGUUUGGCCCCAUCGGCUGUGCAAUUGAGGGCUUCUUCGCCACGCUAGGAGGUGAGGUGGCUCUCUGGUCUCUGGUGGUCCUGGCCAUUGAGAGGUACAUUGUGGUCUGCAAGCCCAUGGGCAACUUCCGCUUCUCCUCCACCCACGCCUUCAUAGGCAUCAUGUUCACCUGGGUUAUGGCAUUCUCCUGUGCAGCACCCCCCUUGAUCGGCUGGUCUAGGUACAUUCCAGAAGGCAUGCAGUGUUCCUGUGGGCCUGAUUACUACACUAUGAACCCCCAGUACAACAAUGCCUCCUACGUCAUCUACAUGUUUGUUGUGCACUUCUUCAUUCCUGUCGUUGUCAUCUUCUUCUCGUAUGGGCGUCUCAUUUGCAAAGUCAAGGAGGCUGCAGCGUCCCAGCAGGAGUCAGCCACGACUCAGAAGGCAGAACGGGAAGUAACGCGCAUGGUGAUCCUCAUGGUGAUUGGCUUCCUAACGGCAUGGGUACCCUACGCCAGCGUGGCCUUGUGGAUCUUCCUGAAUCAGGGGGCCGACUUUUCUGCCACCUUCAUGACCGUCCCCGCCUUCUUCUCCAAGAGCUCUUCCUUGUACAACCCCAUCAUCUACGUGCUGCUCAACAAACAGUUCCGAAACUGCAUGGUCACCACCAUCUGCUGCGGGAAGAACCCCCUGGGUGACGACGAAGUCUCCUCCACAGCGUCCCAGAGCAAGACAGAAGUGUCAUCAGUGUCUUCCAGUCAGGUGUCCCCGGCCUAGACCUGGCUCCAUCCCUCCCACCAGCCCCUCCCACCACCCCACCCCUCCUGGCUUGUCGAUUUGUCUAAUUUUCAUUUGCAUGAACUGCAACCAAAAAGGGAAAAAAAAGAAAAACACAUGUAUAUUUAUAUGGAUAUUUUUAUUUGUCAAUAAAACCAGCAGGCUUGAAAAGGCGAUGAUCUUUUUGCUUUCGAAGAAACCCACCUGUCAUCCAUCCAUUCUAUUAGUCCUCCCACUCAGCCCAGCUCCACCGAUUCCACAGCUUCGUCUGAAAGAGCUCUGCUACUCCCUGUUCAGGUUUGCUUUUUACAAAGAAGAAACCAUCAUUUUUGUAACCAGUUUUCUUUGUGUUUGGUGAGUAGCCUGACAGCCACAUGUGCUUUGGGAAAAUUAGCAUCCUGGAUGAUAUGGAGUAAAGGGGGGUCUCCUGAACAGGUUCAAUCAACAACACAAAGAAGAAAAGUCAAGGACACCAUUGGCAAGGCAUGACGUCAUGUUGCUGCAGGCAACCCUGUGCAUCUCUGCCAGACACACAGCUCAUGUCCUGGCUCUGAUGUCCCUGGACAGAGCACCACUCCAAGUGUUUUGAGGUUUUUCUUCUAGACAUCCUUAUGGACGUUCCCCACAGAAAACCAGCAAAGUGUUUCUGCAGGUUUCCCACAUUUCUGCCCUGGAAGUACUUACUUGGUGUAAUGUCUUGAGUGGCCACACUUCUCUGUACUACACUGCCUUCACUGAGCUUCACUGCACUUUGCUGUGUUUGACCAUAAUUAUAUAUGUAUAGGCUGUCAACCAUAGAACAUUUCAGAUAUCAGUGUUUCUCUGUUAUUUUCUUAUGAAGGUACAGGAUUUCUGAUAUUGAGAAAAUGAUCUGAGGUAUCAAAAAUUCUGUUCUAAAUGCAAAUGCUGAUACCAAUAAAAAGAGCUGUUGAUGUUAAUGAACUUUUUUUUAACAUGAUCUGAGGAUCUUGGUCACGGCUGGUUUCAUUCUCAUCAGAAGGCAGCCAAAAGAGAGGGAUGUCUAUUGAAACAACAACUCGUCGAUUACAGAGCGGGGACUUUCUGAGAUGCUUGACAUGUAUCUUUUAGGUGGACACUUAAAAAUCUGUGGAAAGAAGUGAGGGGGUAAUGAAAGUGAAGGCAGUGGUGAGGGUACUCCUGUGCUCCCUUGGGCUUUGCUUUGAUGCUGUGGAUCUGGAGACUGACUGACUGGUCAUUGACAGAAGCUGUAGAGCCUUCUCCUCCUGGGUCCAGCGGGACACCGGGCUCAGCCAAGCAAAGCCCAAUUGAGCUCCAUGCACUGCGAAUAGCCCCCAUAAACCUGGGAGAGCCGGAGCGCAAGCCAACACACAUUGAAAGGGAAAUCUUGACGUGACUUUCGGGAUGUUUUGUAUUUCUGCUGUUAGUGACAUGGGACUGUGGGAUGUCGCAGUGCUCUAGGCUGUCCUCUAGGCUCAUUCUGUAUAUCAAAAACUAAAACUCACUCGUCUCCCAAGUCUCCAGGUGUUGCCUGUACAAGAGGCUUCAUUUCGGCUCUGCAAGCUGCAUAUCCGUUUGUUGCUUCUUUCUUGUUUUUAUUGGGGUUUUUUGUCACUGUGCGAAUGAUUCCUCGGUUUGACCAUGUCACCAUUGCUGUAUAUAUUUUAUAAAUAACUUGUUUCAUGUUAAUUUGUAAAAUCAAAGGAUAGAGGUAAAUAGGUAAAUAAAUGCAUGCA
Messenger RNA from Lepisosteus oculatus (spotted gar), 3037 nucleotides. Its product is annotated as green-sensitive opsin. Gene Ontology annotation, biological process: visual perception; phototransduction; cellular response to light stimulus. Gene Ontology annotation, cellular component: plasma membrane; photoreceptor outer segment. Lineage: Eukaryota; Metazoa; Chordata; Actinopteri; Semionotiformes; Lepisosteidae. The record is from RefSeq and is a predicted model, not a curated record. Gene Ontology annotation, molecular function: G protein-coupled photoreceptor activity.